GCGCUACUAAUGAGACCUCAUUCACAAGUCGCUAGUACUCGAUGACAAGACAAUAUUAGAUCGUGGCAAUGAUAUACGCUCUCAUGCAUCAUCCGAAUAUAGUGAAUAAUCAACUGAAAUACGAACAACUGUGGCAUAGUGACAAUUGGUGCGAUAGUCACUCUCCGCGAUUUGAACAUCAACAAAGAUAACACGAGUGUUUCAGAUCAAGUGCAUUGAUUAAAAGUUUCACGAGACCGCGAUUGAUCAAUUGCAUCGUGCGCUUCGAGGGAUAAGCAAGUCUGAAGAACAAGAGUUAAGGAGAAAUUUACGUGAAUAUUUGAAAAAUAACGACGAGAAUGGCAACCGUACAAACUGCACCCGAGAUGAAUCUGUCGGCGUCUCUACCCGUGAAUAACGAUCAAACUGAGAUAGACCUGGUGGCGCUGACUAUGGCGGCGUUACGGUUUGUGAACCCAUGGUCCGUGGAAAGCGACCAGAAGAAAUGGUCGAGUGAGAUAAUCCCAGGUGCACCCGAAGCGAAAGACCGCAUCAUUACCCUUGCGGAAGUGAGUCACCACGACACGCCCGAUGACUGCUGGGUAGUAAUUUACGACCGCGUCUACGAUAUCACUAGUUUCUUUGAUGAGCACCCAGGGGGAGCUGACAUUAUGAUGGAGUAUGCUGGUAGCGACGCGAGCACUGCAUUCAGGAGUUCGGGACACUCUCGCAUGGCCACCAAAGCCCUGGACCGUUUCCUUGUCGGUGAACUGCCUCUCCACGAGCGCAUGUACCGGCGGCCAGGAGGCAUCAAACUAAGUGACAUUCCAGAGUGAACAUAGUCUUUUAAUUUAAGUAAUAGAUUAAAAUAGGCGCAGUCAGCAGAUAUCGAAUAGGUUAUUCUUAAUUGUAAAUGAUUUCAAAGUUAUAAGUAUAGUUACUGUUACAUUAAGGACCCGUUAUACAACUUCUGGGUAAAUGCCACACAUAAACGAUAAAACGACCACCUACAAAAGUCACACUCAAAUCUAUGUUCCUAAUUAUAUGCUAAUGAAAUCAGGACUAAUUACAUUAGCUGUUUAAUACUGUCAAAUCACAUUUACUUGAAAUUUGUGAAACAGGCCCUUAACGUUAUUUAGUUUCCUUGGCAACUCUAUAAUACAUUGUUUACCUACACGAGUUACUAGAUCUGUACUUUGGAGUAGUUAAGAACCACUAACCUUAGUGUUGAUGUCAGCAGUUUGAUAAGAAAUGUCUUAUUGUACUUAACGGGUGUGAACUGGAUACGCAAUGUUUUUCUCUACGGGUGAAUGUGUUUAAUAUUGCCUACUGUUAUUAUUAGUAAUUAUAAGUCUAAUUUGCAUUUAUUGUGUAGUUUAGCUUUUAGAUUUAUAAACAACUUAGAUUAUGAAACAGUAUUAAAAGUUGAUUGUUAACUGUUUUACAAUUGCUGUCAAUUUUGCGCGUGAGUGUCACGCGAAAAGUUCCUAUCUUUAUUUAAUAAAAUAUAUUUUUUGCCUUCUAAUUA
This is a messenger RNA of Manduca sexta (tobacco hornworm), 1507 nucleotides long. Its product is annotated as cytochrome B5-like protein. Gene Ontology annotation, cellular component: intracellular membrane-bounded organelle; membrane. The transcript is spliced from 3 exons. The record is from RefSeq and is a predicted model, not a curated record. Gene Ontology annotation, molecular function: heme binding. The coding region runs from base 339 to 815 and encodes 158 amino acids. Lineage: Eukaryota; Metazoa; Arthropoda; Insecta; Lepidoptera; Sphingidae.